GACAAGACCUAUUCAUAUUUCUAAUUUCGCAUUCACAUAUUUGGCGUGUUUCUCGAUGCUUGCCGCAGGUUAGGUUAUAAACCGGUCGCUUUUUAGAGUGAUUUGAUUUUGCGGUACAAAAGGCGAUGGGGAAAAAAGAUAAAAAGAAAAAUAAACACAAGGUAAGCGGUCAAGUGAAGACUGCAUUAAAAACCGAGAAAAAGCUUAAUGCAAAGCAGAAGAAGGAAUUAGCGGCACUUGGUGAGGAUGACAUAGAAAAGAUCGUUGCUGAAAUUGAAGAAGAGGAGGCUCGCAGGCAAUGCGUCAAGGAGAUAGCGGUGGAUGCGCCGCUUAGACGAGUAAACUUCACCCUGACGGCACAUCCUCUUAAGGAUGAGCUUGUCAUGCUUGGCGGCGAGUUUCAUGACGGUCGACAAACAAUUGUAUACGGCGACAUGUUCGUUUACAACAUAAAUAAGCGAGAAUGGACAUUGGUGAAGGCACCUGGGGCACCGCCACCGCGAUGCGGCCAUCAGGCAGUAGCCACGUCGAAUCAUGGUGGCGAAUUGUGGGUGUUUGGUGGUGAAUUCACCAGCCCAAGCGAGUCGCAGUUCUAUCACUAUCGGGACUUGUGGGUGUUUCGAUUUGCUGACAAGAAGUGGGAAAAGAUCACAGCUCUAAACGGCCCAUCAGCCAGAAGCGGACACAGAAUGGUGCAUGUGAAGAAACAGCUGAUAGUGUUUGGCGGAUUCCAUGACAAUCUGCGACAUGAUUAUAAAUAUUUCAACGACGUACACAUUUUUGAUUUAGAGACUUACACGUGGCGGAAAAUCGAACCCGCAGGUGUUGCACCCACUCCUCGAUCAGGCUGUAUAUUGCUGCCGACUCUGGACAAUAGAGUCGUCUUAUAUGGUGGCUACAGCAAGGAGAAAGUAAAGAAGAAUGUAGAUCGGGGUUGCAUUCACGAUGACAUGUUUUUGCUGACUCAAGCGGACAAGAAUGAUGCAACCAAAUAUAAAUGGGUCAGCGUGAAGCAAACUGGGACCCGUAUGAGCCCGAGAUGCGGCGCUUCCGCCUCAUUAAUUCAGCCUGCCGCCAACCAAGCCCUCGUGUUCGGCGGUGUUUACGAUGACGACGAUGACGAUGAGGAAGAUCUGUCUGGAACAUUUUACAAUGAUCUGUUUGUGUUAGACUUGGAGAAGCUACACUGGCACGUUGCAACUUUAACCGGGAAAAAAGAAACGACUGUUACUGACGGCACCGAAGCACGACGACGACGAAGAAGGAGAAAACAGGGAGAAGGAAGCGGUGAGGAGGCAGAGCAGAGUAAUGAUUCAGAUGAGGAAGCGAUAGGAGACAUUUCGAAUUCCAUCCAAUCUACGGUUGUCGUAGAUGACGACGGGAUAUUCACGGUAACAAUAGGUUCAACGGAGUCACCUGCGCCUUCCGCAUCGACACUUGAACCCACCUCGGCAGUGGCAAGUGACAAAGAGACGAAAUUUUGUCCAUUGCCGCGAAUAAAUGCUGGAAUGGCGGUGAAGCACAACGUCCUGUAUUUGUAUGGUGGCAUGAUGGAAGAGGGUGAUCGGCAAUAUACUUUAUCCGAUUUCUACAGCUUAGAUUGUCGAAGGCUAGAUGAAUGGAAAACUUUAAUAACGGACAAUUUGUCAUCGCAAACGUGGUUCGACUCUUCGGAAAGUUCAGAAGAGAAUGAAAAUAAUGAAGAUAGUGAGCAAGAGGAGAGUGAUGACAAUGAAUCAUCAGUGAAUAUUAAUGAUAAGAACUGAAUGCAAAAAUAAUAAAACAAUAACUUGCUUAAA
Messenger RNA from Vollenhovia emeryi, 1799 nucleotides. Its product is annotated as kelch domain-containing protein 4-like. The coding region runs from base 126 to 1766 and encodes 546 amino acids. NCBI's taxonomy places the organism in Eukaryota, Metazoa, Arthropoda, Insecta, Hymenoptera, Formicidae. The transcript has 7 exons. Gene Ontology annotation, molecular function: protein binding. The record is from RefSeq and is a predicted model, not a curated record.